AUGAACGUGAAAAAACUUAUGGCUCUUGCAUUCGUACCUGUUCCUGAUGUUCUUAAAGGUUAUUCAUCUAUGAUUAAUAAUUUUGAUGAUGAAGAUUAUUCUUUAGUUGAUUAUUUUGAACGAGUUUCGGUUGGUCAAAAGAAGGGAAGAGGCAGUCGACGCAGUAAACCAAAAUUUAGUUUACAAUUAUGGAGUAUUUAUGAACAAGUUAUACAAGACUUACCAAGAUCUAAUAACGUUGUCGAUGGAUGGCACCAUGCAUUCAAUAGUCGCGUUUCAAUUAAACAUCCUUCUAUAACUAAACUUGUAAAAUGCAUAUUACGUGAACAAUCUAAAUUUCAGAUCAAUAUUGAAAGACUUCGUGCAGGUGAACAACCAAAGAAAAAAAGGAAAGUUUAUGCAAAUCUUGAUGCACGAUUGGAAAGAAUCACGCUGUCUUAUGAUGUUAACAAUAUCGAGGAAUAUUUAACUCGAAUUGCUAUAAACUUGAAAAUAAGCACUUGA
Molecule: messenger RNA, 504 nt
Organism: Rotaria sp. Silwood2
Lineage: Eukaryota; Metazoa; Rotifera; Eurotatoria; Philodinida; Philodinidae
Source: the annotation of a GenBank genome assembly